Balearica regulorum gibbericeps (East African grey crowned-crane) is the source of this 564-nucleotide messenger RNA. The record is from RefSeq and is a predicted model, not a curated record. NCBI's taxonomy places the organism in Eukaryota, Metazoa, Chordata, Aves, Gruiformes, Gruidae.
AUGCUUGAAAUCUCAAUAUUUGAACUGAGAAACACAGUAACAGAACUGGAAAAAAGACUUAGCAGUGUUGAAGAUGAAGGUAAUGAAUGGAAAACCAGAUAUGAGACGCAAGUAGAAUUGAACAAACAGCUGGAAAGGCAAAUUAAUAUUCUUCAAAAGAAAAUGGAGAUUAUUCGUGGCAAUCCAGCAGAUAAAUUGUCCAUUGUUCGCACCUUUGAUCAAAUGCCUGUGGGUUCCUUAAAGGAGGUUCUUAAACAACUAGAAGAAGAGAAGAAACGUCUCCAGAAUCAGCUAAAAAACUAUGAACUUAGACUGGAACAAGAAGCAAAGGCUUAUCACAAAGCUAAUGAUGAGCGGCGUUCGUACCUCUCAGAGAUCUUGCAGACCUCAGCUGCACUUAAAAUUGUUGAAAGGCAAAAACCAGAUGCUCUGACAGGCAAGGGAGAAAACCAGAUACUGAGAGGGAGAUACUGUGUUCCAGGAAACCCGACGAUGGUUAAUCCCCAAAAAGGAUCAAUUAAAAAGACUGUAGGAGUGAAGAAGCUUCCAAAACUAAAGCGCUGA